CUACGGCCAUUUGUUUACUAUUUAAGGGGUAACUAUAACAUUCCCACAACGAGUUCAAGUUGUUUGUACUUGUUGCUAACCUAAUGUUCAAAAUCACCGGGGUCUUAAAUACCACGAAUAUUGGAAGUGGCUCAAAGAUCAGCUGUGGGUAAAUGAUCAAGUUUUAGUCUGCUGGAAACCGACGACUCAACGGUGAAGUCUGUCCGUGCUUUGCAGUUCUGGUUUUCUGCAGAGGAAUUGGGAAUUAUUAGUCUCACAAUACGUUACCCAUCGAUAUCGUUUUUAGACAACAUUUGUUCUUCCCUCCAUUACUAUGGGCAUUUCAAGUGAUCUAUUUGGGGAAUUUCACGACCCUGAUUCAGGAGAGAAGAUUGCCGUGAAACGUUACACUUUAAGCAGUGCCUCUGGAGUGGAAGUACACGUGAUAGCAUACGGUGCGGGAAUUAGCGGAGUUUUAGUCCCGGACAAGGGUGGCAAUAAAGAUCACGUGGUUUUAGGCUUUGACAGCUUGGAAGGCUACACCAAAAAUAGCUAUCAGGGCAGCACUGUUGGUCGUCACGCCAACCGCAUUUGCCUCGGCAAGUUCACUCUGGAUGGUCAGUCACACCAGCUGACAAUAAACAACAAUGCCAACCAUCUGCAUGGAGGGAAAAGAGGUUGGGAUAAAUAUGUGUGGAAGAGUUAUGUGAAGGGUAACAGUGUCAUAUUUUCCCAUCUCAGUCCUGAUGGGGACCAAGGCUACCCCGGGGAUGUUUUAGCGCAGGUCACGUACACCCUUGAUGAUGAAGGAGGGCUGAAGAUAGAUUUUGAAGCCAUGACAACUAAAGCCACUCCCAUAAAUAUGACCAACCAUGCAUUCUUCAAUUUAGCUGGCCAUGCUGCAGGUCAGAAGGGUCUCUGUGAUCAUGUUGUACAACUUAAUUGUGACAGAUACACCCCAGUGAAUAAUGACUUAAUACCAACGGGAGAGAUGAAGGCAGUUGGUGGAACAGGGUAUGAUUUACGAUUCCCUGUCAGAUUUGGCGAUGCUCUCCCCAAAGUUCCAGGUGGUGGGUUAGACCAUAAUUUUGCUCUUUUCUCAAAGAGGAGAGGAGAGCUGGAAAUUGCAGGCAGGUUCCAUCAUCCCCAGUCAGGCCGUUCUCUGGAAGUCUACACCACUGAGCCAGGGAUCCAGAUUUAUACCAGUAACUUCCUGCCGAAAGAGAAAGGUGAAAUGAUUGGCAGGGGUGGAUGCUCUUAUACCUAUCAAGGUGCUUUCUGCUGCGAGCCACAAAAUUUUCCAGAUUCCAUCAAUCAAGCAAGUUUUCCAGAGGAUGUCUAUUACCCUGGAAAGCCAUACAAGCAUAGCAUCUUGUAUAAAUUCACUGUUGAAAAGUAGAGAGGAUCAGCAAAAGCCUUUUGUUGAUUAUCUGUUGUUUGCCAAAUUAGGGAAGAUAUUGCUUGUAUUUUUCUCAUUGCAUUAUCUCAUUUCACACUGUAAUUUCUUCUUUGUUAUUUUUAAUCACAUUGCACUUUGUCUCAGUUCAUAUUGUAAUUUCUUCUUGGAAAUUCAGACUUACCAAGGGAAAGGAAUGAUUUUAAGGUGUUAAAUACUACUGACACUAAUGUUAAUAUUGAGAGUGGUUUAUCCACUGAGUGGUUUUAAUUUUUAUUUUUUGACAUACAGUCGAUCCCCGCCUAUUCACUUUUCUGGAUUCAUGCCUUCACCCAUUUGCUGAUUUUUCUGUAUAAUAUAUCCAGAUUAUUCGCUGAAAAUUCACCUAUUCACUGAAUGUUUCACAUAGAAAUAUUCACUUAUUACUGUAUAUUACUGUAUGUUCAUAUUAUUUUUGUGACUAAAACAUUUUUCAUGAUAAAACUAUUAAAAUAUGCAAGAAUAAGCAUUUUGAGAGGGGGUUUUGGUGUUUGAACUAUCAAAACAGGCAGUUAUAAGUGUUUUUAGUGGAGUGUCAAGUAAUUCUGGGAUUUUAGCCGUUUGCAAGGGGAUGUGGUCCCUAUCCCCUGCAGGGGGAUGUGGUCCCUAUCCCCGGCAAAUCCCUGGUGUCAACUGUAUCUUAGUUACCUUAUUUUGAACUAGAAGUUUCAUUUAAAACAAAAAAAAAAAAGGAACAAGGUGCAAGUCAAUUUAUUUGUUCUUGGAUGUUUUUUCCAACAUGUACUCUCUUUGACAUAGAUGGCUGUGCAUAUACAGACAGGCCCCAGUUUAUGACGGGGGUUCCAUUCUUGAGACUAGUCAUAAGCAGGAACAUCGUCAAAAAUCCUAAGAAAGCCUUACUUUUAAUGCUUUGGGUGUAUAAAAAACUAUGUAAACUACAUUUUUAUUGUAUUUUUCAUGAAAAAAACCCUUCAAAUAUUGAAUUUUUUGCAUUUUUAGAGUCAUACGUAUUUCUACAGUCAGAUCAGCGUCGUAACCCUGGAGCAUGCGUUGUAAACCUGGGAAUAAUGUAGCUAGUACUGGAGAUCUUUUGGGCAUCCCUUUGUCCUAAGCUACUUUCAUUUCUGGCUUACAUUUCAACAACUCCCUCUAGCCUCUGUUCAGUUAGAUGUCCAGCCUGUUUAACUAUUUUAGGGUUCUGUUAUCCACCUCUUUAAAGCACAAAUCCUUUAGGUUAGCCAAAAGAGGAUCUUGACAUAGAAUUUAGAAGUGCCAUGAUAUUUGCUAUAUUAAUGGUAGUAGUCUGGUGUUUUAUGUGAUUUAUGAUAAUGCAGUACCUGUAUACUUAGAGGAACUGUAAAUCUUUUGUAUAAAAUGAAUAGAAGGUUUUAUUAUAUGGCAUCUGUGAUAAUUUUCUUAAUGAAAGAAUUCUGUGAGUCAAAAGAUGUACAGCAUUUAUAUAAAAAGAUUUAUAAUAUGGAUUAGUAUAUAGUAGAUUUUAUAUUGAUUAUCAAGAAGAAAUAUAUUGCAAUACACCCCCUG
Macrobrachium nipponense is the source of this 2917-nucleotide messenger RNA. RefSeq names its product galactose mutarotase-like. Gene Ontology annotation, molecular function: carbohydrate binding; aldose 1-epimerase activity. The transcript is spliced from 2 exons. NCBI's taxonomy places the organism in Eukaryota, Metazoa, Arthropoda, Malacostraca, Decapoda, Palaemonidae. The record is from RefSeq and is a predicted model, not a curated record. Gene Ontology annotation, biological process: beta-D-galactose catabolic process via UDP-galactose, Leloir pathway; glucose metabolic process. The coding region runs from base 314 to 1378 and encodes 354 amino acids.